AUGUCAGUAACGGACAAGCAGACCAGCAUCGAACUUCUUCGAAAACCCAUACGAAGCGCCAUCGAAAAGUUCGCCCGAUCGCUCAACGAGCUGAUCGCGACGAGAGAUGGAACGCCAGUGGAGGAAUACUCGAGAAAGCUCCGAUGUGAAAUGGCGACUCUCAAUCGAAUCCGAAGUCAAGCCGCCUCAACGGUAUCCCAAGAAACUUAUGAAGCCGAGUACAGAAAAAUGGAUGAAUUUGCAAGACACCUCGAUCAUGCUCAAGGAGCAAUUAUUGAAGAAGGAAUGGCGAGGAUCAAGCCAUCAUCAAACAAGAUACUCGGUGACAUCUCGCAAUUCGACCAAACACAACAAACAGUCAUGAAUGGAAGCCGGGGAGAAAACCUCAACGAAUCGCAGCUAGACAACGUUCUAACAAGAUUGGCCGUCGUGCAGGAACAACAAUCGCACCACCUUCCUGUUCUCGAGAUAAGAAAGUUCAGCGGCGAUGUAACAACGUUCUACGCCUGGUGGGACGAGUUUAAGGUGAAUAUCCAUGACAGACCACACAUGACCAAGAGCCAGUUUACCUACCUCAGGAAUUUCUUAGAGGGAGAGGCAGCGAUGAGCACAGAGAAGACGCUCUCUUCAGGGGCUAAUUACGGGCGAACGCUCAACUACCUUUUUGAUAGAUACGGAAAUGCUGAAAGCAUAGCUAUCGAAAUAUUCACCCAGCUCCUUAGAAUGCCCGAUCUCCCCAAGUUCACAGACAAUUCGAAACUUGGAGAGUACCUUGACAAGGUGACAAGUCAUUAG
Molecule: messenger RNA, 795 nt
Organism: Galendromus occidentalis (western predatory mite)
Lineage: Eukaryota; Metazoa; Arthropoda; Arachnida; Mesostigmata; Phytoseiidae
Exons: 1
Coding region: 1-795 (264 amino acids)
Source: RefSeq, a predicted model, not a curated record